Molecule: messenger RNA, 628 nt
Organism: Aspergillus japonicus CBS 114.51
Lineage: Eukaryota; Fungi; Ascomycota; Eurotiomycetes; Eurotiales; Aspergillaceae
Product: 60S ribosomal protein eL43
Exons: 4
Coding region: 24-302 (92 amino acids)
Biological process (GO): translation
Cellular component (GO): ribosome
Molecular function (GO): structural constituent of ribosome
Source: RefSeq, a predicted model, not a curated record
CUCAACAGCCGGAUCCAGCCAAGAUGACGAAGCGCACUAAGAAGGUCGGCAUCACCGGUAAAUAUGGUACCAGAUACGGUGCCUCCCUGCGUAAGCAGGUGAAGAAGAUGGAAGUGUCCCAGCACGCCCGUUACGUCUGCACCUUCUGCGGAAAGAACACCGUCAAGCGCCAGGCUGUUGGUAUCUGGGAGUGCAAGGGCUGCAAAAAGACCGUUGCCGGUGGUGCCUACACCGUCUCUACCCCCGCCGCCGCUGCCACCCGCUCCACUAUCCGCCGUCUCAGAGAAAUCGCGGAGGUCUAAAUGUGAUGAUGGGAUUUCCUUUUCUUUACGUUUGAAAUAAAAAAAUGCCAAAUUAAGAUCUGGAAAACUUCUUAUGAGCGCUCUUCUCGUUUCCGAACGUCGUUACCCCGAUGUUGUUAGCACCGAAUUCGUCCUCGAUUUAAGACUUCCCCUUCUAGACUUAAAAAUGCAAUCGGUGAUACCAGGUCAUUCGCGGUACCAAUCUUAGUCUUCGAGUCACACCCUUCGAAUCGUGCCAACUCUCUGCAAUGUCCUCGUAUGACCUCUGGUUUCUCGGUUUUUGGGGUUGAGAACUUGUGAUCCUCCUUUCUAACGGGGACUUCGUG